Molecule: messenger RNA, 3220 nt
Organism: Leptinotarsa decemlineata (Colorado potato beetle)
Lineage: Eukaryota; Metazoa; Arthropoda; Insecta; Coleoptera; Chrysomelidae
Source: RefSeq, a predicted model, not a curated record
UGACAAGUACGAUAGGUCGUAUAUCUAUGAUCAUGUAAUAGAUAAAAUCCCGGGGUUGACUUGAAUCUUGAUAUUGAUUCCUAAUGUUUUGAUAUUUCAAUGAUGUCUCUAUGGAUGUCUGUUCACAUAAUAACACUUGGGAUAAUACCAAGGAAUUAAGUUGUUUACUAGGUUGCCAAGCAUUUCAUUAAACAUGACUUUACUGUUAAAAUUAAUAAACUUUGGAGAGAGAAUCAAGCAUGACAGUGAAAUAAUAAUGGUGAUAUAGUUUUGGUACCCAAGUUAUUGCAGCAUGGAUGAGCUCAAACUCCAACUACUAAAAUGGACGAUGGAGAGCAGAAUGAAAGGGGGCCAGGACUGGAGACUGUAAGAGCUCUUCAUCAAACGGUAGUUGCCCUAAGGGCAGCUCUGGAAGAAAGUAGGAGCGUCAUUUCAGAUCUGAAAAGCAAAGCGUGGCCUAUCGAGUCGGUACAGGAGGCUAUACAGGCCUUGUCUUUAGAGAAUCAUAUUUUGAGGCGAAAAUUGUUACUUCACGGUGAUUUGGAAAAGACUGAGAAUUGUAGCAAAACUGACUGUACUGGAUAUAAAGCAAUCAACUGCAGUGAUACUGAGCCGGUAAAGGAGGCCCCCGUGGUAGUAUGUGAAGAAAGAACCCCCAGGGAUGGAAUUUGCAAUGUCGAUAAACCAAAUAUUUCGAACACUGAUAGUCCAAGGCUAAAAACAAAAAAGGUAACUAUACUAUCUCCAAAGCAGAGUCCUAAGAGAUGCCGUCACAACUUAGAAGCUAGAAUUUCAGUCAAAACUGAAGCGACUGGGCCUAGAAGGAAUUCUAGAUCAUUAGAAAGUUUGACUGUGAUAAAGUCUCUGAAAGAAGCAUCGGAGAGAUUUCAGUUCUCCAAGACAUUCAGCUUUUCUGAUUUGUCCAGCCACAUCAGUCGAGAAAUCAGUUUAGGAGUGUGCGAAGCAGCCAACAUGAGUAAAAGAGAUCAAAACACAAAACCGCCAACAGAAAAUAACAUAGUUGAGGAGGAACCAAACAGUCCCCAUAACGAUUUGGAUCAGACUGAAGAGGUGGACGAUAUCGAGUUGAUAUUCACGACUGAUGAUACUAAGGAUUCAGAUUUCAAAGGGCAGCUUGUGUCUAUCGACAACGGGGACUUGGCACAGCAAGCUUCUAAUUUACUACAAUUACAUGCCAGCGAAAUUGAUCAAAAUCUUGAUGUUUCUGACAGAGAACUAGAUGACGACGUAUUCAAUGAUAAUUUCGACAGUGAGAAUCAAGAGAACAGCAAUUUUCAGUCUUUCGAUUACAAAAGAGAGAAUUCACAAAUCUGUGAUUCGAAAUCUGACACUUCUAUAAAUCAGGAAAAGAGUUUGAAAAGUUACUAUUCCUUUCAAGAUUCGAGUUUUGAAAACAGGUCGCUGGAGAAAGAUGAGAGUUUCGAUAGAUUUGAAGAAAGAAUAAGGAUAGAAGAAACCGACAUUUCUAAGUGUGGUAUUCAUGACGUUGAAUAUGCAGCAGGAAGAAGAAAUACGUGUCCUAAUCCUAUCCAAUACAGACCACUUCUGCACAGGGAAGCUCUCUCGAAAGGACUCACAGUAGGCAGAAAAACUAGACCAAUUUUAACACAUUCCAAUGCAGUGAGGAAAGAAUCCGGAGCCCAAACCGAUAUAUCUGCUCUUCCAAACUCAUCUUGGAGAUCUGAGAGUAGUUUAGCUAAUAAAGCAAGAUUGGGGGAUCAUUUCACCACCCUCCCUUCAAAGUAUCCUCUUCCGGGAUCCCGUCUCCGGCUGUCGGAUAAAACUGUUGAAGCGAGACGCGUUUUAUUAUCCGACAUCGGUUUCACCAGCAUGGUUCCUGAACUGUCAAGGUCUGCCGAUCAUUUGUUCCCCCCUAAUGUGAAACCAGCCGGGACAACACCCGCUUACGGACAGUUUCUCAAAACUACAGACCUCUAUUCGCCGGGAUAUGCGUCACAAAAAUUCACUUGGGCAAAUACAGCGUCUACUAGCGAAUGCAGUCAACCACACUCUCGAUACAGUAGUAUGUAUCCGUUGUCGCCUCCAGCACCCCCUAGACGUUGCUCUGCUCCAGUGUCUCCGUCGAAGAAAGUUUUUGUGAAACAGCCGCCAUCCAGAGUGAGAUUCGCCAACGGCUCCCUGCCAGAAUUGAGGGGGGACUGGGCGACUGUCGACAGUGGAGACUCAACAGACAGUCUGGUCGAAGAAGCGGAGAACUACCUGAGAAGAUCGAUCGACUGCAUCAUGACGGGAAGGGAUAUAGUUGCAUCGAAUUACAGUGGCGUGAAAACCAAAUCAGGAUCAAGGAGGGCUUCAGCACCAGAGCCUGCUCGUGACAACGUUCCUCCAACAGGCUGGCAACCGUUUCUGCCUCGCGUCUCACGCGAUUUGAAGUUGGAUCAUUGGGUCAAAGUCAUUACACCGGAAGGCAGGGUCAGAGGCGGGCGGGUCAGGUAUAUCGGAGCGAUGAUUUCUCAGGACGAGCAGUUUGUUGGGGUUCAGUUGAGCAAUCCGGACGGAUAUUGCGACGGAUCUUACAACAACAGAAGGUAUUUUCAGUGUGAACCAUAUCAUGGUAUAUUCGUACCUUUCAAAAAGGUGAUUAUGGGGUGGAGGCCGUAGUGAACGACAAUUAUUUACUCUCUACCUUCACAGUCUGUGUGACAAUUGCUGAAUGUUAUAUUGUUAUAUGUGCCAUAAAAAGUUACAAAACAUGCAAAAAAAAAUUGAAAAUGUCGAAAAUUGAUUAAUGAAAUGGUGAUAGAAAUAUUCUAGUCAAUAUUACUUACUCUUUAUGAUUUUAUUUAUAUUAUUGCACUGAAUACGCAUUGAUUACUAUGCUCUGGUAGAUACAGAUAUUAUUCUUUCAGAAACUAUCGUUAUCUUAGCCCCGUGACAGGGUAGGAAGGCCUAAAAAUUGUGUGUUUUGUAUCAACCAAACUCUUUCUCAUUACUAUUUACGAUUGUAAAAAAUCAUUUUUAUUCCAAAAACGUUGAGUAAUGAAGUAGAUGUUACACAAAUAUCUGUUGUUGUCCUCUCGCAAAUCCUGUAAGGGACAAGGUUAUAUCAGCUGCCUGCAUGAUGUAAAUGCUUGCAUGAUGUACUUUAUAGAAUAAAUGAUCAACCUGAAAACUAUUUCUUGAGGAUGUUGAAUUUCGAAAAUGAACAAAAAAAUAUAUAAUCUGAAUGAAAAUUGUU